Molecule: messenger RNA, 6932 nt
Organism: Drosophila obscura
Lineage: Eukaryota; Metazoa; Arthropoda; Insecta; Diptera; Drosophilidae
Gene: Zdhhc8
Product: palmitoyltransferase ZDHHC9
Exons: 11
Coding region: 661-3537 (958 amino acids)
Biological process (GO): protein palmitoylation
Molecular function (GO): palmitoyltransferase activity
Source: RefSeq, a predicted model, not a curated record
UUUUUUUAAUUUAUUUUUUCGUAAUCGACACGCCAGAAUAGUGCAUAAAUCGCUGGGAAUGCCGUGCAAGUGUCGUCGAGUGUGUGAAAGUGGAGUUUCCGAAUCAGGCGAUUGAGAUCGUGUCCCCGCCUUUGCCCCGCCCGGCCCCGACUGACCCGCUAUCCGCGAACCGUGCUACCAAUAAAAAAUAAUUCUUUUUGCAGGCCAGCGACUUCUCCAAGACUUUCCACUGAAAUAGUGCAAAUUGAGAGCAGAAUUUUCCCCCCGUGUCCGCGUGUAUGUGUGAGCGCCAGCGCCACCGUCGAUCCCAUUUCACGCGUCGCCGCUUCGUCUCGCCGUCUCGCACUCUUCACAUGUGUGUGUGUGUGCGUGUGUCGCCAUCUCCCUCUGAUGCACCACUAGCCCGAGCAGCAGCAGCAGCCAAGGGGCCCAGGCAGAAACCACGCCAACUGUAUCCGUCAUCAAACAACAACAGCAACAACAACAACAACAGCAACACACAGAAAACGCAUUUCAUUGCCAACUACUGACGAAACGGUCAACGACAUUGCAACAUAGAAGCUACAAUAAAAACAACAGCAGCAACUACAACUAAAACUAAAAAAAACCGCUUUAAAGAGGGAGACUGCAGCGAGCCGCUACAAAGAAAAGCAAAGAAAAAUGCCCAAAUGCGAUGUGAAAACGCGUUACAUUCCUGCGACUUUCGCCUGGAUUGUGCUGCUUCUGACCACAUUUCUGUUCUUCUUUUAUCCCUGCCAGUACUACGUGAAGAGCCAUCCAUGGGUGCUGGCCUACCAGGGCGUGAUCACAUUCUUUGUGCUGGCCAACUUCACGCUGGCGACAUUCAUGGACCCGGGCAUUAUACCCAAAGCCUCACCCGACGAAGACUGCGAGGAGGAGCUGCGCGCCCCGCUCUACAAGAAUGCUGAGAUCAACGGCAUCACCGUCAAGAUGAAAUGGUGCGUCACCUGCAAGUUCUAUCGCCCGCCCCGCUGCUCCCACUGCUCCGUAUGUAAUCACUGCAUAGAGACCUUCGACCAUCAUUGCCCGUGGGUCAACAACUGCAUUGGCCGGAGGAACUAUCGAUUCUUUUUCUUCUUCCUCGUCUCACUCUCCAUCCACAUGCUGAGCAUAUUCUCGCUGUGCCUGGUCUAUGUGCUCAAGAUAAUGCCCAACAUCAAGGACACGGCGCCCAUUGUAGCCAUGAUACUGAUGGGCCUUGUGACCAUUCUGGCGAUACCCAUAUUUGGCUUGACCGGCUUCCACAUGGUGCUGGUCUCACGGGGUCGCACGACCAACGAGCAGGUCACGGGCAAGUUCAAGGGCGGCUACAAUCCGUUCUCGCGCGGCUGCUGGCACAACUGCUGCUACACACAGUUUGGACCACAGUAUCCAAGCUUACUCAACCCAAAGAAGUACGAAUCAAGGCGAUCGCAGACCCAGAAUCAGGCCAUUAGCACGAUAUGCAACGAUCGGACCAAUCAACAGAACAACUCCAGUGGUGCCGGUGGCAACGGGACUGCUGCUGCUGUCGGUAGUGCUGGCGGCGGCGGUGCCGGGGGCGGUAUGCGUGGUACAGCGGUGCAGUAUUCGCCCCGCUCCUACUACGAGUCAAGUCGGGAGAAGCGUGGAAUUCAGGUAAAGACUUAUAUGGCCGAGGGCAAUGGUUAUAAUCAACGGUCGGGCAGCACAACGCUUUACAGUAAGCUAUCGCCCGGUCGAGAGUGCUCCGACACGGAUCUGGAGCCGCCACCCGCCUCACAGAGCCAAGACUGCGAGCCGACGCCGCCGCUGCAGCGCCACAACUCGAGCAACUUCUACCUGCCGCAGGUGAGCGACGGCGGUGGCGUAAACGGCAGCAUAGCCACGGGCAUGCCCAACUCUCAGAGCACAGCCGGAGGCGGAGGAGGCGACUCGCCCCGACACAUGCGCCUCUACCAUCCGCGCCACAGUCCGCACGCGCGGCCCAGGGGUCUGGAACCACAGCGCGGCUACACGAGCGAUGCUCUAUCGCCGGAUCAUCCCGGUGGCGUUGGCGUCAGCAUUGGCUAUGGCGUCGGCGUCAGUGUCCAGCAGCAACAGGCUAUAGCGGCGGCAGCGGCUGCGGUGGCGGCGGCAGCAGCACAAAAUCAACGCAGCGGGACGACAACUGCCACACCCACCAUGCAGCAACGAAUUAAGCCGCUGGGCGUAGCAACGCCCCUGGUGAUGGCGAGUCCAGUGCGAAGAUCUAACCCGGGCACGCCUACGCAGCCGCGACGUCCCGAUUUCAUUGGCCUGAAUGCCCAGGCUGCGGCAGUAGCGGCGGCAGCAGCGGCCCAACAGCAACAGCAGCAACAACAACAGCAACAACAACAGGCAGCAGCGGCGGCUGCAGCGGCAGCCUACUACGAGUACACCAGCGGACUGCCGCCUCAGCAUCCCCAGGCGCCGACCAUCCAGCAGCAGCAACAGCUCCUGCUCCAGCAGCAGCGCGUUCUAAUGCAGCAUCAACAGCAAGCGUUGCAGCAACAACAACAGCAGGCUGCAUCUCAUGCGGCACAUCCGCAGCACGCAGCAUUGGCUCAGACCGCCUACGGGGGCAGCCCUCAGCGCCGCUUCCUCUCCGAAGGGGAACUGGUGCGGCAGGGACAGGGCGGCGGCAACGAGCUGUCCUACGCCCGCUCCAACAACACCGUGGAUAACAUACGCGAGCUGGCUGGGAGCCCCCAGCGCGGUGUCUACAUGUGGAAGGACACCUCACCAGGUUUCAGCAGCAACAGCGCCGGCGGGCCCGUCGGACAGCAACAACAACAGCAACAGCAGGCCACGGUCAGCGGCAUUGGCAGCAGUGCUGGCACGCUGCCGAGCAGCGGCAAUUCGUCCGGUGUGGUGCCGCACGCCCAAUACAUUACGGCUGGAGGAGGGACGCAUCCGCUCAUCAUGACGCACUCGCGUCUGCAAGACUACGCAGUUCAGCAGCAACAGCAGCAGCAGCACCAACAGGCAGCUGUGGCUGCGGCGGCAGCAGCUGCCUCAUAUCAUCGCUCGAACCCCACGAGUCCCACGACCAUGCCGCAGUCCUCCACAGCACAAACGGGCUACGUCCUGCGCUACGGGGGAGCUGCCGGAGGCAGCAGCGGUAGCAUUGCCAGCGUCUCGGCCAGUGGACCGUCAAUAGGUGGGCCAGUCGGGGGCGGUGGGUAUCAGCCAGCCCUCCGCGGAGGUGUCGCCGUCUUCCCGCCUAAUCCUCUGGUCGGUGUCAAUGUGAGCAGUGCAGCGGGAGCCCUGCAGACGCAACCCUCGCCACAAAUCAAGCGCAAGCAGACCCCGACACGGCCCAUGAGCUUUGUGCGCGCCCUCGAGAUGACCGACUCCAUGGAGAUGCAGUCCCUCGAGCACCAGCAGCACAACAACGGCGGCCUGCCCAGCGGCGUGGCAGCACCCGCCAUCGCGUCUCAGCCACAAAGCAAUGCGCAUCUCCUGCAGAAUGCCUCCAAUUCGGCAACGCCCGAUCGGGCCAGCAUCUACGACAUGAACUACGAGAUCUCCGUAUAACCCGUGGUUGUGCCCGUUCUCCUAAUGCCACCCGCCUCCAAAAGCAGUAACCUCACUGCCCCAGCUGCAGCCACAAUCGCAUCCGCAGCCUCAGCCCCAGCUCAACCAACUGCUGCUCCCAACCAGCAGUUCUUCUGCCAACAUCAGCAUCAGCAGCCACAGCCGGAGCAGCAGCACCACCACCAGCACCAGCAAUUGUUGGAGCCGGCGGCCUAUGCCUCGGUUCCAGUGCUGCCCGUAAAUCAGCAGAGCAACGGCUUUGGCAGCUACCAUCACAAUUCGCAUCAGCAUCCACACCAUCCGCAGACGCAGACGCAGCCGCAGCAAAUUCACAACCAAAACCACCAGAACCCUCAAAUGCCGAACAAACGCAAAUUUUCAACCUUCUUUUGAGUUGGUCAUCGAGCCCAGUUUUUUUUUUCGUUGUUUUUUUAAUUGUAUAUAUCUAAGUUAUAUACAUAUGUACAUAUAUACCAGAUAUGUGUGUAUAUGGACCGCUUGCGUACUGCUGUUGUAGCUAUAACUAUUAUUAUUAUGUAUUUCUAUGCUCUGUUUUUAUGAUUAUUCGGUUUUACACGAUUCAUUUGAGAAUUGAUUAUUUUCGUCAUUCUUUAGCAUUUAUAUGGUCAACGUAGUAGGAAGUCAGCAAGGAAAUAUCAAAAAGGAACCAAAACAAAAUACGAACGUGCACAUGAACAUGAAAAGAAAAGAAAGGCUAAAAUUGAGAUACUUUGUACACGUAUGCGUAUGGCUUUUACAGGGCGUUUCAUAGCUGUGAGAAUGUUGAACGAUUAGAUUAGGUAGAUGAUCGUAUUUCUACUGGCUAAAAGCAGACUAAACUCUGUGGGUACUUCUUAGGUUCUCUCAGAACUUGGUCUGCUUGGUCAUAUGGUUGUGUAGCGAACUGUACAUCUGUACUGUACAUAAAUACAGAGUACAUACUCUUAAAAGUCGCCAAACGAAAAAGCAAGUUUACGUAUAUUUAAGGCAGUGUCUUAAGAAAUUUUAGUCUAUGUAUACCAUAUAUAUGUAUGCCAUAUAAUGUAUAUAUAGGAGUAAUAUAUAUGUGUAACUCAUGUGCUAUGAUAGUCCGUUUUUUGCUUAGAAUCUAGAGAGUAUAAAUGUCUAUACUAUAUCUGUGUAUCCCAAGUGUGCAGGGCGUUUCAUACCCAAAAGAAAGGCGUGAUUUCUGUGAAUUUGAUCAUAAUGCAUACAUACAAUAUGUAUGUAUGUAUCUGUUCAUAUCGAUUCAGACCAGACCAACUUGAUUUUAAAUUGGCAUCACUCGCAAAAUUUUAUGGAAAGGAACUGAUUUAUUUUGACCAAUUGAACCCCUCCAAAUCUCCCUUUCAAUACCUGACUACACCUAAUAAAUCACAACAUACGAUAGCAUAGCUUAGCCUUCAUUCGAUAAUGACCAAUUCGAAGACCAACUAAUUUUUAAAACUGUUCUAUUCAAAUGUUCACUAAAUGUCAUAUGGAACUUAAUUUGGUAGGGGAGUGUCAGGUAUCGUGGCGUGUAAGGUAUGGUGGCGGACAUCUGAAACGCAUUACCACUGUGGUCGAUGUCUUUUAUCGUGCUGACAUUUUAUAUGCAGUAUUAUUAUUUUUCUAAAUUCGCGCCGUAUGACUGUGACACCAUCAAAAAUAUUGAUUUUUGAGAGAGAGAUGCAAAAAACAAAGUGUUUGCCACCAUACCUUGCACUCCCCUACAUAAACUUCGCAAAGAAUUGAUUCCUCUUCAAAAUAGUUAUUUUGCAUUAAACUUCCUUUCAUAAUUAAUUCUAUUUAAUACAUGACGUUCGAUUUUAAAAUAUCAUUCAGCUUACAAAUGUAUUUUAUUAGUUUUUUGUUCUGAAAAUUUCCUAUUCUUUCAUUGUUCGAAAAGUACUUUAUCAAUAAGAAAGCCAGACACCCAUUUUCACACUUCUAUUUAAAGUAAUGAUUUCGCUAACAAAAUGCAAUCUAUAGCUUUAUAGAUAUAUGUACAUACAUGUAUCUUAACAAUCCAUAGAAAGUUGAAAAUAAACAUUUGAGCUUCCCUACAGCCCUGAAGUGCACUGUAUAUGGUAACAGCCAACUCGCAGAUUAAAUUUCUCUAUUAUAAUUUGAAUUUGUUUUAAAUUUAAGAAAACCCGAAUCCGCAACCGCAUUGGUCUGUGUGUAACUUUAAUGUCGUCCAAUUCAAAUAAGUUUUGAUUUUCGUGUACAUAUGUAUGUAAGUUUAUGGGGUAUACGUACGUAAUACGUAACAGUACUGUGUAUGUACUGUGUAUCUAUAUGAGAUAUGUUAUGCGUGGUGGAGUGCAAACACAAUUCUUUGGUUCAAGCUUCCAGACUAUCCAUGUACGUACCAAUAUACUAUAUAUAUAUACGUACGUACCAUAUGUACAUGAUUAUAUGUAUAUACAUAGAGUUAAACUUUGUUGUUAUGUUUUUAAGAUAACUUAGCUUUUAUACCGAUCUGUGUGUAGGUAAUUACAUAUGUAUGUCCAGUCGUGUCCGUGUAGAUCGAUUUCAAGUGCGGAAAGCUGAUCCAUUUAUUUUGUUCCAUUAUAAAUUAACAAUAUAUUUAUUUAUGAUUUGCAUUCAUUUUGAUUCAGUUAAAAGAUCUGAACAAAUUCAAGAUAUCUAGAAAUUGUAAUAAAGUUCGCCAAGCACACACCUGGUCCAAGGGGAAUCUGCGACUGUAUGUAUGUAUCUACUUAUAUGUUUGUAUUCUGUUUGUUUACUGCAGCAUUUGGCGAAAGAUACAUAUACACAUAUAUACAUAGAUAGAUAGAUGUUUAAGGAAACAUCCUCAGACCCAACCACCCCCUCCCUGCCACUCACCACAUUGAUCAUGAAAAUUUGCAAGGAUUAAAUCUUGUAUAGACUAUAUAAAGGAUCAAGAGUAUGUAUAGCUAUAUAUACCAUAUUUUAAGCGUUUUUGCUAACAUAUUAAUUCAUGAAUUUGCAACAAUAUUUAAUAUUCAUACAGAAAUGCAUAUACAUACAUACAUACAUACAUCAAAAAACGAAAACCAAGAAAAAUAUAAGUAAUGUAAAAUGUACAGAUGCGGAGAACGAAAUUGUUUUAGAUUUUUAUACCAAAUUUUAUUAAUGCGAAACCGUGAAUUGUUUCAUUUUUGUAUUCCUGCCCCCUACUCCUUCCCCCGCCCUCUCCUCCUUCCCCGGCCCGCAAUGCUAGUAGGAAAAUAGUAUAUAGAGAGAGAGACCGAGAGAGAGCGGCUCAAAGAGAAGUCCCCGUCCAGGACGGAGCAGAAGCACGAUGAUCCUGAUCCAGAACCUGAUCCUGGAUGCUGACGGAAAUCCACGAGCUCUAAAUUGAAUUUUUUUUUUGUAUUCAAUACUUAAAUAUGUAAUUUGUAAAUGAUAUGACAAGUAAUCAAAUA